CCAUUGAAUCACACGACAUCUCAUGAGAAGACAAAGCGAUUUUUUUCUCGUCCUCAGUGUCAAACUGAUUGCAGGUGAUUUUUGUGUGUGAUCUUUACUAUAGUAUAGAGAGAAUCAUUCAGUGCCAAGGACAGAUACAGUUAAAUGUUGUCGCAAUCUGGUAUAAUGUCGAUCUCUAGGCAGGUUCGAUUGAUUGGGAAGACGUCUGUUCUUCUAUCAGCAAAAAGCGAACUCCCUAUGUGGGUUAGCUUGUCGCGAAUGACUUUAAGCUCUAUGACCCGCGCGGAGGCCAAAACUAACCAGAAGUGUCGCUGUCGCGCCACUGCACCAGAAGAAUCGCUUCCUCGCCGUGUCAUGAGGUCCGUCAAAUAUCGGUCCAAACUCUGGAAACCAAAGAUGAAGAAUGCUCCGUAUAACCAUGUUUGUCAAGUAGGAGAUCCGGUGCUACGGGGCAAAGCGGUGCCUGUGGAUCCCUCCGAUAUUGGAAGUAACUCAAUAAAUCAGCUGAUAGAACAGAUGGUGGCGGUGAUGAGACGAGGUCAAACCGUUGGUCUGUCUGCCCCCCAGAUUGGCGUGGGCUGUCAAGUUAUCGUGAUGGAAUACAAGAAAAAACAUAUGCAGAUGUAUUCGCCUGCGAUCAUACAACAAAGAGGAAUUAAAGAAUUUCCUCUGAAGAUUUUCAUCAACCCCCAAAUGAAGGUGUUGGAUGACACUAAAGUUACUCAACUUGAAGGAUGUGAAAGCAUUAAAGGGUAUUCCGCAUAUGUAGAGCGGUACCAUGCUGUGGAAAUCACCGGUUUGUCGCCCACUGGUGAGAUGCAGUCAUGGAAAGCAGACGGGUUUCCAGCACGAAUUAUACAACACGAAAUGGAUCAUUUACAAGGCCGAUUAUACAUCGAUAUCAUGGACCCCAAAUCGUUUGUGGAUGAUAGUUGGAGGCAGUGGAAUCUUGAAUAAAACCGCCACAUUCAAGUUUGAGUUCAAGCUCACAUCAUCUAUCAUGAAGUCUGGUUUGUUCAUCCAACCCCCAUCCAUCGUCAACUUUUCAGAAACAAACUCUUCUUGAAAACUCUGAAAGUGUUCAAAGUUGGUCUAUUUAUAUCGUCUCUUGUCAGUCACUACCACUAUGUUAGUAAUUUAUUGCUCUAAUAAUCGUAUAUGGCUUAUGUCAUCCACUGCUAACCUUUGACCUGCAGUCAGUGCAUGUUUGGUAAUCCUGUCGAUAAUAUUGGACUUUUGAAAUCUUGUAUUUCUGAUGCUUGGUGAACAUUGCAUUGUUGUGUGUGCUGGGUCUUGGAGUAGCAUUGAAUGUAAGCUGAGCUUGCUUAGAACUCCGCCUGUUAUUUGAUUAUUAAUCAAAAAACUAGUCACAAACAAAUAGAGAAUUGAUUGAAAAGUGACAAUUACAGGCUCCUCAAUCUGAAGGCCUCUGGUUUUUUAGCCACCGCCGGUCAAUUACACUGGCCACCACGCCUCCCAAGGCAGUUUCUUUAUCACUGAUUGCCUGUUUGGUCAAUAACUUGAACUCCAAUUUAAUUUUCGCUCAACAUUGUUGGCAUGAUUGCGCAGAGGUACUCCCAAGUCAAAUUCUUUUGUCAAAAAGUUAGCAGUGGAUUGCGUAACCCACAUUUGAUUAAUAAUUGAUCAAUUACUAAAAUUGUGACAGUGACUAACAAGGAAGGCCCUGUGGUUUGUUUCUUAGAUUGACCAUGUCACAUUUAUUCAUUUGUUGUCAAUAUCCGUGUCAAAUGAAUACUUUUGUGAUUUCCAGUCAAACAUUUUAUUUACCAAGAGUUUCUAAAACCACCAAUUUGUUUCGUAGGUCUUUCUAAAUUGAUAUUAAUAUCUUAUUUACCAAGAAGGCGACUGCAUGAUGCGAUCUUAUAUUAAAAUGAUGUGAAAAUACGCCUGAACUAUUUCAACUACAGGAUCACUGAUUUUGGUUUCCAAGAAACCAAUAAUUAUUCGUUUUUCAUAAAAAUUAACUUUGCAUGAAUUCAUGCAUAAUUUACAUACGCUACAUGUACUUACAUUGCAGGUGGCUUUAAAGAAAAAAUACUUCAAUCUAGAUUAUUAGUUUUUUCUUUGGCAUUCCUUGUCUUUGUUUAAAAGUGGUAUAAAAAUUCACCUCAAUUUGUUUUUGUUCCCUGUUGGACACAAUCCGAAAACAGGGACUUGUGUUUAAAGGUGCGUCUGUCUGGAUGUUUUGUAUAUAGUUGGAACAAAAACAUUACAUGAUGAUAGGCAUAUACACAUCAAUUUGUUGACCUUUGUCUAUCUUGGUUCAUUUUUUAAAUUGUCUCCAACUGUUUCUCAGACUUGACAUGUCCAAAUUGAAUUAAAACUUACCGUUGGUUACUCAUUUAUAAUGUAUGUGGUUUAAAACAGUCAAUUAUGUGGUUGUUUUGUUUUCCUCGUGGCCUACCUAUUUAUCGGAUAUACUUUCACAGAUUUUGUUUUGUACAAUGGCAAAACGUUAUGUUAUACAGAUUUGUUUGUUUUUUGUUUCUUUUACUUGAACUUUGACCAACUGGCUGCCAUUUCCAUCCAAAAUGUAAAUUAAAAAAACUUUAACAAGUGUAUACUCAAACUUGCUAACAACCUCACACAGGAUGGGUUUAAAUAAUGUUGCAAGUUAAUUCAAAAUGACUGACUAGAAGCUAUUAUGCUCGUUUUGUUUCAUUUUUUAAAUUUGAAUUUUGUCCGAACAAUUAAAAAAAAUUAAACUUUUCAUAAAAUGUUUCUUAAUGCAUGUCUUGGCCAUUUUAUUCGAACUUCAUAGGAACAUCACCAUUAAUAUUUUCCAUGGUUUGACUCAAAUUGACUGACGGCUACCGUGAUGUAGUUUUGUUUUUCAAGUAAAAAAAAUAAUUGGUACUGUAUAUUUAGUCCAAACAAAACUGAGGAACAAUCGUCUAUCUCCAUGUAUGCAUUUUUUGGGGGGGUUCUUUAGUUCUAAAAAGUAAAUAAAAAAAAAAAAGAAAACUACCGGGUAUGUUAAUCAAAGUGAGUGGUCGUUUAGGCAGCCUACUGGCUGUUUUCUCUAUCACUACCUCAGUUUUGAGUGUCUUUGCCAUUUCUGUGACACCCUUUAUGAGAUUUUGUUUUAGUUUGGUACAAUGCCAAGACGUGGUAAUCCAUGCAGGUGUCUUCAAUAAUAAGAUAAUUUUUAUUGAAAUCAUUACCAAUGAAUUUAUAUUAGCUUAAGUUAUUUUAUAUUUCAUAUAUUGCAUUAUAGUUUGUUAUUAGGGCAUGUGUCCCAAAUAAAAUUAUGUAUCAA
Saccoglossus kowalevskii is the source of this 3280-nucleotide messenger RNA. RefSeq names its product peptide deformylase, mitochondrial-like. Lineage: Eukaryota; Metazoa; Hemichordata; Enteropneusta; Harrimaniidae. Gene Ontology annotation, biological process: peptidyl-methionine modification; N-terminal protein amino acid modification. Gene Ontology annotation, molecular function: peptide deformylase activity. The record is from RefSeq and is a predicted model, not a curated record. Gene Ontology annotation, cellular component: mitochondrion.